Messenger RNA from Malaya genurostris, 3364 nucleotides. RefSeq lists its product as uncharacterized. Bases 47 to 3136 code for a protein of 1029 amino acids. The transcript is spliced from 5 exons. The record is from RefSeq and is a predicted model, not a curated record. Lineage: Eukaryota; Metazoa; Arthropoda; Insecta; Diptera; Culicidae. Gene Ontology annotation, molecular function: oxidoreductase activity, acting on paired donors, with incorporation or reduction of molecular oxygen; iron ion binding; monooxygenase activity.
UUACCAGUCCGGUGUUCAGUUGAAUUACGCCCGGUAACCGCGAAAGAUGUUUCUCUUAACGUUUGCAUUAAUAUCAGUACUAGUCUAUUUAGGCCUCCGUUAUGUCUAUUCGUACUGGGAACGAAACGGAGUACCGAAUCUGAAACCCAACAUUCCUUUCGGUAAUCUCAUCACCGUAGCCAAAAAGACCGAAUCAUUUGGAAUCGCUAUCAACAGUUUGUAUUCGAAGAGUGAAGAACGGCUAGUUGGAAUUUAUCUGUUCUUCACACCUGCUAUUCUGAUUCGUGAUCCUUACCUCGCUCAUCAGAUCAUGACCGAGGAUUUCAAUCAUUUCCACGACCGAGGAGUGUACUGCAAUGAAAAGGGGGAUCCGUUUUCAGCGCAUCUGUUUGCCCUUCCAGGCAAGCGAUGGAGGAAUUUGCGCAACAAAUUCACGCCGACCUUCACCUCCGGGCAGUUGCGAACCAUGUUGCCUACAAUUGUGAGUAUUGGUGAUAAACUGAGAAAACACUUGGAACCGUUUGCCGACCAAGGGGAGGUUGUGAAUGUUCGAACCGUAGUAUCUCUUUUUAUGCAAGAGAUUGUGGCUACUGUUUUCUUCGGAUAUGAGGCAAACUGUUUGAAUGAUCCUGAAGAUUUGUUCGGAACCACUUUGGGACACAUUCUUCGUGACACUUUCUCUGUAAACUUCCGAACCGCAGCGACAUUCAUCUGUCCGGCUUUACUGAAAUUCACAGGAGUUGGCUCAUUACCUCCAGAGCUGUCUAAAUUCGUUAUGAAAGUAAUAAAGGAGCAGAUUGAACAUAGAGAGAAAAAUGAUGUCACCAGAAAAGAUUUCGUCCAGUUGUUAAUUAAUCUUCGACAGAAUGAUACUAAAAAUAAGGAGAUUCAAAUGAGCUUAGGAGAAUGUGCUGCAAACAUUUUCCUGUUUUAUAUAGCUGGAUCCGAAACCUCAUCCGGAGUUAUUUCAUUCACUUUACACGAACUGAGUCACAAUCCGGAAGUUUUGCAAAAGCUUGUCAGCGAAAUUAACGAAGCACUGGCCAAAUCUAACGGAGAUAUAAAUUAUGACAUGGUGAAAGAGAUAAAAUAUUUGGAUCUCUGUGUGAAAGAAACUCUUAGAAAAUAUCCUACUCUUCCCAUUCUUAACCGCGAGUGCACACAGGAUUAUCGUGUGCCCGAUUCGAAGAUAGUGAUCCGAAAAGGAACCCAGGUGGUGAUUCCGUUGCGGGCCUACGGUAUGAGUGGGAAAUAUUUUCCGGAUCCGGAUAGAUACCAGCCAGAACGAUUCGAUAUGGCGACGAAGAACUAUGAUGAGCGAGCUUACUAUCCAUUCGGAGAGGGUCCUCGAAACUGUAUCGGACUACGUAUGGGUGAAAUGGUGUCUAAAAUUGGUAUAAUUUUCCUUCUGUCAAACUUUAACUUCGAAGCAACCAGAGGACCUGAGAUCGAGUUCAGCCCCGCGGUGACACCGUUGGUACCAAAGCAUGGCAUUCUUCUGCGUGUAACAAACCGGCAGAAAGACAGAAAAAAACUGAUUGUUUUCCGGCCUACGACCUGUCAAAUUUAUAUUAUUGUUAUCAAUUACUUGAUAAGAAAUGCGCUACCAGCGUAUCGUUUCGGCCCUCAGUUGCAAUACACCCGGCAAUCGCGGAAGAUGUUUCUCUUAACACUUGCAUUGUUGUCAGUUCUGGUCUAUUUAGGCCUCCGUUAUGUCUACUCGUACUGGGAACGGAACGGAAUACCGAAUCUGAAACCAAACAUUCCUUUCGGAAAUCUUACAACCGUAGCCAAGAAGACAGAAUCCUUUGGAAUUGCUAUCAACAGUUUGUAUUCGAAGAGCAAGGAGCGGUUGGUUGGAAUUUAUCUGUUCUUCACGCCUGCCAUCCUGAUCCGUGAUCCUUACCUAGCUCAUCAGAUCAUGACGGAGGACUUCAAUCAUUUCCACGACCGAGGAGUGUACUGCAAUGAAAAAGGUGAUCCAUUCACCGCUAAUUUGUUUGGUCUUCCAGGCAAGCGAUGGAGGAAUUUGCGCAACAAACUCACGCCGACCUUCACCUCCGGACAGUUGCGAAAUAUGUUGCCUACAAUUAUGAGUGUUGGUCAUAAAUUAAGAAAACACUUGGAACCGUUUGCUGAUAAAGGGGAGAUCGUGAAUGUACGAGCCGUACUUUCUCUUUUUAUGCAAGAAAUCGUGGCAACUGUUUUCUUUGGAUAUGAGGCAAACUGCUUAAAUGACCCAGCGGAUUUGUUUGGAACCACUAUAAAUCAUUUCCUUCGAGAUAAUUUUUCCAUAAACUUCCGAACGGCAGCGUCAUUCGUCUGUCCGGCCUUAUUAAAAUUCACCGGAAUUAGUGCUCUUCCACCGGAAGUUUCCAAUUUCGUUAUGAAAGUAAUUAAGGAACAGAUCGAGUAUAGAGAGAAAAAUGAAGUUACCAGAAAAGAUUUCAUCCAGUUAUUGAUCGAUCUACGCCAAACUGAAAGUAGCAAUGAAAAAAUUCAAUUGAGCUUGACUGAGUGUGCCGCGAAUAUAUUUCUGUUUUAUAUUGCUGGAUCAGAAACCUCAUCCGGAGUAAUGUCAUUCACUUUACACGAACUUAGUCACAAUCCUGAAGUGACAGGAAAGCUCGUUGCCGAGAUUGAUGAUGUUCUGAACAAAUCUAACGGAGAUAUAAACUUCGACUCAAUCAAACAGAUGAAAUAUUUGGAUCUCUGUGUGAAGGAAACUUUAAGAAAGUAUCCAGGACUGCCGAUUCUUAAUCGCGAGUGCACCGAGGAUUAUCGUGUGCCCGAUUCGAAGAUAGUGAUCCGAAAAGGAACACAGGUGGUGAUUCCAUUGCGGGCCUACGGUAUGAGUGAGGAAUACUUCCCGGAUCCGGAGAGGUACCAUCCAGAACGAUUCGAUGUGGCGACGAAGAACUACGAUGAGCGAGCUUACUAUCCAUUCGGAGAGGGUCCUCGAAACUGUAUCGGAUUACGUAUGGGAGAAAUGGUGACUAAAAUUGGUUUAAUAUUUUUCCUAUCGAAUUUUAACUUCGAGGCUACCAAAGGACCCGAGCUCGAGUUUAGCCCUGCGGUGGUGCCUUUGAUGCCCAAGGAUGGCACCCGAUUGCGGUUAACCAGGCGUUUCAAAUGAUUAUUUGUUAUUUAAGACCGUUUGUUGCACUAUUAUCUGAACCCUCAGAGUAAUAAUUUUAAGUGUUGUAUGUAGAAAUUAUAGUAUCAACGAACUAAAAAAAAUACAAUCUCAAAAAACAACUACUAGCACUGGCAAAAGGCUGAAAAAACAAAAAUAACUGGCUCUUUUCUUGUGUUAGUUACAAUAAUUAUAAAUAAUGCACCAAUAAAUAAAAAUUAGAUUUAA